CUCUUGGCAUUCUACCGCGACUCAUUGUGCUAAGUAGUACGGUCCGUAGCCAUUCUGGCUCAAGCUUACGGUUUAUGCUUGGUUGCGUCCGGCCGCCAUGAUUUACUGACUCGCGACGGCUGCUGCGGCCGUAGAACCGACAGGCGUUCAUGUUCUUGUGUUUGCUGUGCGCCGGGUUCGCUGGUGCGCGAGCUGACCAUGGGCACUUUUCACCAUCAUCGGGGCAAGCCCUUGUGAGCACCAUGAUGGAGAACCAGUUGUAUGGCCAGGAGCAUGGUGGACCAAUCACGCGGUUGAGCACAGGACUUCGACGCCUCUCGGCGAUGGUGGCGGCAAUCGAUCUCACGGCUGAUGCGACAGGCUAUACCGCCAUGGACGACGGGGACGCGAUCAUCAGCGCCUCUGGCAGUGUGUCAUUGAUCCAACGAGGGCACCUCUUUCAAAAUUCCCAGGGGGGCACGUUCCAGCAUACCUCCCAGGCCUUCCCGUCUGGCGCUGGCGCGCUCGUGGAGUCUCUCGGUGGCAGCUACCAAAACGCGUCCUCCCCGCAUGCGCAGAUGCCGUUUCAUGCGACGCUGCCCAUGGCAUUGGUGGCAGAGCGCAUUCCUUCCGUGUCGACCUCAACGGUCGUCGUGUUGGCGAUCGGUGUCUUUGUCGUGGUCUUGACCAUCUGUUGGGGAUGUGGAUCCAGCUCAAACUCAACUUCCGACGAACCAUUGGGUAUUGCAGCGCCUUCGCCAGGCUACCCGAGAGGCCAAUCAGCGUCGGCAGCAGCACCAGCGGCGCUCACACCGGCGCCCAGCGCCCAGCUCCGGCCCAGGCGGCAGAAGUACCUGGGCGACGGGAACACUCAGGCGUUCUGCCGGGAGCUGACUGUGCUGGACACCAGCGGCUCGACUUUCAUUCUAACGGGGAAGGCACUGCCAUACCAGCAGGAAGAGGUCCUCGAGGUCCGACGGGACGGCUUCCAGCAGGCCCCGCACGAGGCGGUGCUGAAGUGCACGACGAGCGAGACGAGGGGGCAUUGUGGGAUCCUGCUGGAGACGUCGAUGGGGAGCAGCGUCGUCUACAUGAUGACCGACGAGGCGGUCUCCCCGAAGGGAGAGCAGCCACCCCAGCAAGAUCGGCACGUUGCGCUGGUCCGAAUGAACAAUCGCGACCUCCCUGCGGAUCCACUGCCUACGGCGGUCGUGGAGCGGACAAACGGUAGUAGCAAUUUGUGCGUGCGGUGGUGCACACCAACCGGGCAGCCAGGCGGCGUCUUGGUCUCGAUGCUCGUGCACGCCAACCACGGUAUCGACCUCAGGAACAAGGAUGGGUCCUUGGUGGCCACGCUGAAGUGUCAUCUGGGAGAGCAUGGCAGGCUGCACAUCGCAAAGGGGAUGGACGUGGCCUUGGUGGUGUCCGCCAUGAUCGCCGCGCUCAAGCUCCAGUAGCUUGCAGAAGCGUUCGGCUGCAGGGCUUGACAGCGGGCUUACUUGCGGGCCUACUUACUUUGGCCAUCACUCGCCUGCGCCGGCCCCAGCGAAAGAUUCGUUCCUAUUCUUCCACCCCUGCCGCCCCCGAGGAAAUAUCUGCCAAG
Prorocentrum cordatum is the source of this 1582-nucleotide messenger RNA. Lineage: Eukaryota; Dinophyceae; Prorocentrales; Prorocentraceae. The record is from the annotation of a GenBank genome assembly.